AUGGUAAGAAUCAAGAUGAAGGCCACCGGCGGACCGUUCAUGUGGAAGAAAUUAGGGCUUCCGCGACCCGUCCCUUCCGACAGCGAUGACGAGGCGCAAGAUGCCCCUCCACCAGCCACCGCCAGCGCCGAAACACCACCGGCCACAAGCACAGGAACAGGACGCACCGAUUCACCGGCCGUCCAGAUAUAUCGCCGGCAAAAGAAACGGCCAAGAACGCCGCCAUCCACAUUAGCCCCGACGGCAGGCCCUGAGGGCAAAAAGUUCCCCGAAACCACCACUCCCACCGGCCACAGCCAGAAACGGCCAAGAACUCAGUCGCCACCGAGGUUCGAGCCAGAACCGGAACCUACCAUCGCCAAAGACACUGAUGCGCCAACUGAUUCCACCAGCGAUGUGCCCAACGCUGUGACCAACGCUGUGCCCAGCCAUAUGCCAAGCAAUGUGCCUAGCGAUGCGCCUACUGACUUCACCAGCGCUAUGCCCAGCGAUGCGCCCAGGGACUUACCAAGUGAUGUGCCUAGCGAUGUGCCCACAGACACACUCAGUGAUAUGCCCAGCAAUUUGCCCAGCGAUUUGCCCAGGCCAACACACCCAGAUCACAUCGUCAAAGCACUGACAUUCAACAAAAUUUCUGAACGCACCAGGCUGCUUAAAAUUUCAUCCUUACCAUAUCAUCCAGGAGUUCGCCAUAGCCAUGGGCUGUGA
Molecule: messenger RNA, 708 nt
Organism: Manihot esculenta (cassava)
Lineage: Eukaryota; Viridiplantae; Streptophyta; Magnoliopsida; Malpighiales; Euphorbiaceae
Product: cell surface glycoprotein 1-like
Exons: 2
Coding region: 1-708 (235 amino acids)
Source: RefSeq, a predicted model, not a curated record